Hypoxylon trugodes is the source of this 1236-nucleotide messenger RNA. RefSeq lists its product as uncharacterized. The record is from RefSeq and is a predicted model, not a curated record. Bases 1 to 1236 code for a protein of 411 amino acids. NCBI's taxonomy places the organism in Eukaryota, Fungi, Ascomycota, Sordariomycetes, Xylariales, Hypoxylaceae. The transcript is spliced from 2 exons.
AUGUUGGCGGAAAUAUUACACUCCCUGGCGAAUGACUCCAAUGACUCGGACGGUGUAGCGCAACUGGUUGUGACGGCUCUCGGUUCUAAUGGGCAGCAUUAUAUCUGCUGGAAGACUCAUUCCGGCGAAUACAGACAACGGUCCCACGGCCUUCCCAAAGCUCUACAAGACUGGCUCUUCCCAGCCGACAGCAGCACGCGCGACUUCGAGACUCUACAGGUAAUCCUCUCAGGCGAAGAUACAUUUUGGGCGUCGGACCGAAAUGGCGAAAUGCGCAGUGAGCCCUCAGGCACGCAACAGCGAUUGCGACGGGCUUUGACCAUUUCCGGAGAGACGCCAGCCGCCGUGAUCAACAAGCGAAGGAUGAGUAGGGCGCGGGAGCUUUCCGAAGUAAUCGGGGAUUCGGAACGGCCCCGUUCUAGUACGCUUCCAUCAAGUAUAUCACCGACGACAACGACGGUGGAUCAUCUCCCGGGCCCGCACUUGAAUUUGAAACCGCCGCCGGCUAGCCAUAGUAGGUCAUCGUCAGCCGAUAAAUUGCGACGGAUUGCUUUGGUACCUCUAGCAUUUCACCAGCAGAGACGGUCAUGGGCGACGCGACCGCGGAGCUUAGUACAUGGGCACGAGGAUCUCGGCGUGGUGAAGGAACAGCCCAGCCCGCGGAAAAGCGAUACUCCAGUGACACCAGCACCAGCAGUGACCAGGGUCGCAGCGAAACCUCCAAGUCCAGCUCUAGCGCCGGUGCCGGUUCCCACAUCAAUACCCACGAAAGCCUCCGGUCAGAGUUGUACAUGCGGUCAUCACCACGAUACCGCCGCAGGAAUCCUAAAAUUCAGGUCGAAUGUACAUGCAAAAGCCAGAUCAGGCUACGCAGACGCAAGCGUCCAAACAGAUCCGAGCCCAGACCCCGACCCCGAAGACAGCAUAGAUGAAUACCACUACCAUCGCCGGCGGAGACAACAUCACGAGCGGCGUGAAUCCACUUUAUCAGUCACCAGCACAGCCGACUCAUACCGAUCCUCGUACCCCAGCAGCAAGCGAUCGAGUUUUGAAACCGUGACCACGCAACCUGACCCCAUCGAAUGGGGCGAAAAGGGAGGUGAAGAAGACUGGCAACCGAUACAACAGCACUGGGAGCAACAGAUAAAUCCCGUGAGAAUGGGGCGGAUGCAGGAUUACUUCCGCUCUUCGACGUAUACGCUAGGAGCUGCGUUACAACCACAGGGGUUCAUAUAG